AUGAAGGGUUCAUUUUGGGUAGCUGCAAUUAUGGUUGUUCUCCUUUUAUUUCCAAAUUCCAUGUCUGCUCGGCAUAUAGCUCGGCCUCACUCACGUCAUGGGCGCCAUCUGAAGUCUUCAGUGUUAAUACCAAAAAGCACAAUUAGAGAGGGUGCAGUGGAAGAAAGAAGGCCAAUUAGUUAUAAGAGAAUUAGGGGGCCAGAUACACUCCAAGUGGCAGGGUCGAGCUUGCCAGAUUGUUCCCAUGCUUGUGGAUCUUGCUCACCAUGUAGGCUUGUGAUGGUGAGCUUUCUCUGCGCAUCAAUCGCAGAGUCUGAGACAUGUCCCAUGGCUUACAAGUGCAUGUGCCAUAACAAGUCUUAUCCUGUUCCUUAG
Prunus armeniaca (apricot) is the source of this 375-nucleotide messenger RNA. NCBI's taxonomy places the organism in Eukaryota, Viridiplantae, Streptophyta, Magnoliopsida, Rosales, Rosaceae. The record is from the annotation of a GenBank genome assembly.